Molecule: messenger RNA, 1934 nt
Organism: Sorghum bicolor (sorghum)
Lineage: Eukaryota; Viridiplantae; Streptophyta; Magnoliopsida; Poales; Poaceae
Product: CBL-interacting protein kinase 5
Exons: 1
Coding region: 336-1703 (455 amino acids)
Biological process (GO): signal transduction; protein phosphorylation
Molecular function (GO): ATP binding; protein kinase activity
Source: RefSeq, a predicted model, not a curated record
UACCAAGCCAUCUAUUAUUAGUCAGCUACUAGGAAGAGCAAAUCCUGGCCUCAUGUCACAGGGAAAGCUCUGAGCGCCACAAGAGACUCAUUCCAGGCCUCCUUUUGUCCUCCCCGUUGGAGGAGGAUCCUGAGCACUCACAUCAGUCGUGUGUGUGUUAGUUUCCUCCUCUCACAGCGCCCGCUCUGUCGCCCUUCACCUCUCCUUCCUCUCCUCCCUGUCCUGCCAGGGAGAGAGGAAGUCAGAGGCGCGAAGUGGCGCAGAGCAGACGCUCGUGAACCAUUAUUGUAGCUGUCGUCGCUGCUGCUGUCGUCGUCGUCAACAAAUCCACAAGGAUGGAGAAGAAGCCGACCAUCCUCAUGAACAGGUACGAGCUCGGGCGCAUGCUCGGGCAGGGCACCUUCGCCAAGGUGUACCAUGGCCGGAACCUCGCGUCCAGCCAGAGCGUGGCCAUCAAGGUCAUUGACAAGGAGAAGGUGCUGCGCGUCGGCAUGAUCGACCAGAUCAAGCGGGAGAUCUCCGUGAUGCGCCUCGUCCGCCACCCCAACGUCGUGCAGCUGCACGAGGUGAUGGCCAGCAAGAGCAAGAUAUACUUCGCCAUGGAGUACGUCCGGGGCGGCGAGCUCUUCGCCCGUGUCGCCCGGGGCCGGCUCAAGGAGGACGUCGCCAGGAGGUACUUCCACCAGCUCAUCGGCGCCGUCGACUUCUGCCACAGCCGCGGCGUCUACCACCGGGACCUCAAGCCGGAGAACCUCCUCGUCGACGAGCAUGGCAACCUCAAGGUGUCCGACUUUGGCCUCAGCGCCCUCAAGGAGUGCCAGAAGCAGGACGGGCUGCUCCACACCACCUGCGGCACGCCUGCGUACGUUGCGCCGGAGAUCAUCAGCAAGAAGGGCUACGACGGAGCCAAGGCUGACAUCUGGUCCUGCGGCGUCAUCCUCUUCGUCCUCCUUGCCGGCUACCUCCCGUUCCAUGACUCCAAUCUCAUGGAGAUGUACCGCAGGAUCAGCAGGGGUGACGUCAAGUACCCGCAGUGGUUCUCCUCUGAUCUGCGGCGGUUCAUGUCCAAGCUCCUCGAUCCCAACCCAAACACCAGGAUCACCAUCGAGAAGCUGGUCGAGCACCCGUGGUUCAAGAAGGGGUACAAGCCGGCUGUCAUGUUGGCACAGCCGCACGGCUCCAACAGCCUCAAGGAUGUUCAGGUUGCCUUCAGCACCGCCGACAAUGAAGGUGGCAGCAAGGUGGAGCAGCCGGCGGGCAGCUCCGUGAAGCCGUCGAGCCUGAACGCGUUCGACAUCAUCUCCCACUCCAAAGGAUUUGAUCUGUCAGGCCUGUUCGCGGUGGACCAAGAGCAGAAGGCCAGCAACUCACGGUUCAUGACCCAGAAGCCGGCGUCAGCGAUAGUGUCAAAGCUGGAGCAGAUUGCUGAGACAGAGAGCUUCAUGGUGAAGAAACAGGACGGCCUGGUGAAGCUGCAGGGGUCCAAAGAAGGGAGGAAGGGACAGCUUGCGAUCGACGCCGAGAUCUUCGAGGUGACACCGGCCUUUUAUGUCGUCGAGGUGAAGAAGUCGGCAGGCGACACCUUGGAGUACGAGAGGUUCUGCAACAAGGGCCUAAGACCUUCACUCAGUGACAUCUGCUGGAGCAGCCAAUCAGAGGCUCCUUCAGGGGUUCAGUCAUCACCAUUGAAGCCAUCCUCUUAGUCGAUCGUAAUUUAAGUGCAAUCUCUUCAGAGAUGUGGUUGCAAUCCAUCCUCUCCCUCCUUUUUCUUCCCUUUCUCAAAGAGCUAGGACCUUGCUCGGUUGAGCAUCAGGCUGUAGGGAUCUUUGUGUUCCUUUCUGCCAGCUUUCUUCUUGUAGUAGCAGUUGUUCAGCAUGGAACUCCUGUUCCUUUCACCAAUAGAAGCACAAUGAUCAGCACUGUCAACCAUUUUU